Quercus robur (English oak) is the source of this 4102-nucleotide messenger RNA. RefSeq names its product DNA-directed RNA polymerase 2B, chloroplastic/mitochondrial. Gene Ontology annotation, biological process: mitochondrial transcription. The record is from RefSeq and is a predicted model, not a curated record. The coding region runs from base 203 to 3316 and encodes 1037 amino acids. The transcript has 20 exons. Gene Ontology annotation, cellular component: mitochondrial DNA-directed RNA polymerase complex. Gene Ontology annotation, molecular function: DNA-directed RNA polymerase activity; DNA binding. Lineage: Eukaryota; Viridiplantae; Streptophyta; Magnoliopsida; Fagales; Fagaceae.
UGUACUGUGUUGUGAGAUAAAAAAGAAAGAAACAAAGGUUUAAGAAGGGUUUAGCUUCAGCCUUCAAUAGGCGGCUACUACUCACUACCUCUUUCCUCUGCUAUUUUCUUCCUCUCUCCAUGAAUUCAAUUCCUUUUGUAAAUUCCUUAUCAAACCCAAGUCUUCGAUCCCAUCACCAGUUUCGUUUUCCUCAGAAUAUUUGAUGUCCAGUUCUAAAACCCCUCUAAUACUCUCUGCAAAUCACACCCCCCAAAUCGACCAUUUCCUUCCCUUUUCUGUGCUCACAAGCUUUCCAAAAAACCCUUCUAGGAUCUCCACAACCAUGUGGAGCAACAUUGCCAAGAGAGCCAUUCAAUUUCAAAACCCCCGCAGGUUUUGCCUCCUCAAUCCCCAAUCCCUCAGACGAGCUUAUAGCUUUCUGGGUCUUACCCACCAUCCGAUUCUCCCCGAAAAAUUCAAAUACAGGCCAAGUUACGGGUUUUCUGAAAUGGGUUUUCGUAGAAAUGGUGAAAUUUUGUCACAUGAGGAGUUUACUGGGAGGCCAAGGCCAAGUUUUGGGUUUAAUGGCUUUUUUUGUCUCAAAGGGUAUGCGAGUGUUGCUGAGGCUGAGGCUGAGGCAGCUUCGUCUACAGAUGUUGAGGAGGAUGGUUUAGUUGGGGAGGAGGUUCAAGAAUUGUUGCAGGAGAUGAAUAAGGAGGAGAAGAGGCAGGUUGAGUAUAAACGGAGGAGGCGGCGGACUAUGAUGAGGGGAAUGGGGCAAGGGAAGUAUCAGAUGCUAAGGAGGAGGCAGGUGAGGAUUGAGACCCAGGCGUGGGAACAGGCGGCCAAGGAGUAUAAGGAGCUAUUGAUGGACAUGUGUGAGCAGAAGCUGGCCCCGAAUUUGCCUUAUAUGAAGUCAUUGUUUCUUGGCUGGUUUGAGCCUUUGCGGGAUGCCAUUGAAAAGGAGCAAGAGUUGUGCCGGAGGGGGAAGAACAAGGCUGCUUAUGCCCCCUAUAUCAACCAGUUACCGCCUGACAUGAUGUCGGUAAUCACAAUGCAUAAGUUGAUGGGAUUGUUGAUGACCGGAGGUGAACAUGGGUCUGCGAGGGUGGUGCUGGCAGCUUGCGCGAUAGGUGAUGCCGUUGAGCAGGAGGUUAGAAUACACAAGUUCUUGGAGAAAACAAAAAAGAAAAAGGGUGAUAAAGAUAAGGAAAAUGAUGGAGAUGACUCCAAUGCUCUUCUUAAGGAUCAAGAGAAGUUAAGAAAAAAGGUCACUACUUUGAUAAAGAAGCAAAAGCUGGUAGCUGCAAGGCAGAUAGUGAAAGGGCAGGAUGAUUCAAAACCCUGGGGCCAGGAUGCUAAGGCUAAGGUUGGAAGCCGUCUGAUUGAACUGUUGAUGCAAACAGCUUAUAUACAACCUCCAGCCAAUCAGUUAGCAGAUGGCCCACCUGAUAUUCGGCCUGCAUUUUUACACAUGCUCAAAACUGUGAUGAAGGAAGGAAAGAAAAUCAGCAGAAGAUUUGGCAUUAUAGAAUGUGACCCUCUAGUUAUCAAAGGCCUUGAGAGAACUGCAAGGCACAUGGUGAUUCCUUACAUGCCAAUGCUGGUGCCCCCAGUCAAGUGGACAGGUUAUGACAAAGGGGGACACUUGUUCUUGCCUUCCUAUGUCAUGCGCAUUCGUGGAGCCAGACAACAACGUGAAGCAGUUAAGAGGGCCCCUAGGAAGCAAUUAGAACCUGUUUUUGAGGCCCUGGAUACUCUUGGGAAUACCAAAUGGAGGGUAAAUAAGAGGGUGCUUAGUGUUGUAGAUAGAAUCUGGGCUAGUGGAGGCCGUCUUGCUGAUUUGGUGGACCGCAAUGAUAUUCCCUUACCGGAUCAGCCAGAUACUGAAGACGAAGCUCAGCUCAAGAAAUGGGGAUGGAAAGUCAAAUCUGUGAAGAAAGAGAACAGGGAGAGACAUUCACAGCGUUGUGACAUAGAACUUAAACUUGCGGUAGCCCGAAAAAUGAAGGAUGAAGAAGGUUUUUUCUACCCACACAACCUUGACUUUCGAGGUCGUGCUUACCCAAUGCACCCAUAUUUAAAUCAUCUUGGGUCAGAUCUAUGUCGGGGUAUUCUAGAAUUUGCAGAGGGACGCCCUCUUGGAAAGUCAGGCUUACGUUGGUUGAAGAUACACUUUGCAAAUCUAUAUGCUGGUGGUGUGGACAAAUUAUCUCAUGAGGGUCGACUGACAUUUACUGAGAAUCAUUUGGAUGAUAUAUUUGAUUCUGCAGACAGGCCACUUGAAGGCAAGCGCUGGUGGUUGAAUGCAGAAGAUCCAUUUCAGUGCCUGGCUGUUUGCAUCGAUCUCACUGAGGCUUUGAGAAGUUCGUCCCCGGAGACCUUUAUUUCACAUAUUCCCAUACAUCAGGAUGGCUCUUGCAAUGGUUUACAACACUAUGCAGCUCUUGGACGAGACAAGUUGGGAGCAGCUGCUGUCAAUUUAGUUGCAGGAGAGAAGCCUGCAGAUGUAUACUCAGGAAUAGCUGCUAGAGAGGGAACACCAAUCUUUGUGGAAGUACUAGAAAUCAUGCGGGAGGAUGCGCAGAAAGAUCCUACAAUUUUUCCAGAUGCAUUGCAUGCAAGAACAUUAAUUAAUCAGGUGGACAGAAAAUUGGUGAAGCAAACAGUGAUGACAUCGGUCUAUGGUGUCACUUACAUUGGUGCUAGGGAUCAGAUCAAGAGGAGGUUGAAGGAACGCAGUGUCAUUGCAGAUGAUGUAGAGCUCUUUGGUGCUUCUUGUUAUGCUGCAAAGAUCACCCUAACUGCCUUGGGGCAGAUGUUUGAAGCUGCACGCGGUAUCAUGAGCUGGCUUGGUGAAUGUGCAAAAAUAAUUGCAUCUGAAAAUCAGCCAGUACGGUGGACAACUCCACUUGGACUUCCUGUUGUGCAACCUUACCGCAAAUUGGGAAGGCAUCUUAUAAAAACCUCUCUUCAGGUUUUAACACUACAGCGAGAAACAGAAAAGGUUAUGGUCAAGCGGCAGAGGACAGCAUUCCCUCCAAACUUUGUUCACUCCCUCGAUGGUUCUCAUAUGAUGAUGACUGCAAAUUCCUGUAAAAAGGCGGGCUUGAACUUUGCAGGAGUUCAUGAUUCAUACUGGACACAUGCAUGUGAUGUGGAUGAAUUAAGCAGGAUACUUCGAGAAAAGUUUGUUGAACUCUAUGAGACGCCAAUAUUGGAGAAUUUACUGGAAAGCUUCCAGAGGUCCUUUCCUACAUUGUCUUUCCCUCCCUUACCUGAACGUGGAGACUUUGAUUUAAGGGACGUCUUAGAAUCACCCUACUUCUUCAACUGAUCUGAUGCAAGGAUUUCUCUUCAUCUAGGGCUACAAUGAUCCCAGGCCUCUGCAGAUGUUUGCUAUCUCUGACAGUUCUCUUUGUUUCUAUCCAUGAGUGGUUAGGAGAAGGAGGUUGUUUUAUCAAGAUGCCUUAUUGAGAACUGCUGCACCAUCCUUGUAUAUAUUUUGGAAGAUGUCCCUGGGCAUUGACAUUGAGAAGAUAGAAACAUGGUCAGUAUCUGCUUCAUGCAGCCCUGAACUCGGAGCUUUCUGUGCCCCUGUACAGCCAACAUGAACUUUAGUUUCUGAAUGUAUGUAUGCUACGUGGGUUGAAAAGCUUUUCUGAAACUGAAUCAUAAAGCAAGACAUUUCCAGAAAGGAAGCUGGGAACUUAAUGCUUUGCCUGGCUGCCACUGGACACAGCUCAUUGACAAUCCAUUUCAUAGGAUCAUGUGAAAGAAGAUGAGCUUCAUGAUGAUUCGAGCGAUACAGAACCCGUUUGCAUAUCCUUGAUAACGAAGAAUGCUAACAUCAGGUUCCUUUGGUUCUUGCUGACUGAUACAAAUAUUGCUUUUUCUACAGGAUAUGUACCUCUUUUCCAUUCUUGUUCUAGCCCAAUUGUUAUAUGGGUGUUAAAAGUUUUUUUUUUUUUUUUUUUUUUCCCAUGUAAAUGUGAACAAUAAAUAUUCAUUGUUUUCCCCCCUCCCGCUGAAGUAUAUACUUUGAAUUAACAUGUAAUAGAACACAAGCAAAAUUUUGUAUUGAAACUAUAGAUUGCCUUAUAAAUUAAAUCUUUUUGGUGUA